AUGGAACUUGGAAGAGCAGAAGAGGAGUUUCGGGUUACUGGUGUGACAGAUUCUCCUGACUGUAGUCAGGGACAUUUUGAGGAUGAGGGUGUUACUCCAGCAGAUGUUUUGUUACAGCUGACAACAGCUUGGCGUAGCGAAAGGUGUGCUCCAGUGCUCUUGCCACAUAGGUACGAUUUAGUGGAUUGUAUGAUGGAUCAGAUCAGUGGUAUGCAGGAAAAUUUGCGAAAUGAUAAAUCGAAGUUUUCACUGAAGCACGCUGUUCACAAGAUGGAGCUGUACCGAACUGCGUUUCUGGUGAAUGACUAUGUUAGAGAGAGGUUAAAGAAGAUUGAAAGCAAUCCGAGAAGGUGGCUCCUUGAAGACGAGUUGAGAAAAAGGGAUGGGGAAACUGAACUUUUAGAUUCGCGCGAGAUUUGUUUUGCUCAACGGUUUUUCCACGCAGCAGGGUCCAUGAUGCGUAGUUGUUUUUUGGACGAGUUACCUCUUGCUGUAAAAGCAAUUCCUCUUCCGGAGGAUGAUGGUUCUUUAAAAUCGGUAUUUGUUGAGGUGAAAGCAGAUGGCGCAGGUGAGGUUUCCGUCCCAACGCUGCUUGAUCCCCUUGCAGAAAACCUUGUGAAUUUGGAACGCAAUGUCGUUUACUUAUUACCUUACAAAAAACCACGCACUAGAGCAGAAGCUGCUCGAAGUGGUUACUCAGCACAGAAUAAGCAUCUAACCGCUGAACCCACUCACACGUCGUAUGCACGUGGCACACAGAAGGUUCCAAGGUCGUGGGAACUCACCGACCAACCCCGUGACUGGCGCAACGAAGACAUACGAGCUUGUCCAGCUUCGUUACGUAAUCCUAAUCCAUCUCCCAGUUGCAUUUCAGCAGCAAGAAUAGUGGUUUACUCCACGACGAGCCCCGUCAAACAAAAUUUUACGGACUAUUCUACUUACGGGGUCUUCGCAACUGCACUGCUCCCAGCAUCCUCCAAAACAUACAUGAAGGUCCCACAGCGAAUGUCAGUUUCAAAGCGUAAUGGAGAGCAAGCUGGAUUAAAGUAG
This is a messenger RNA of Enterobius vermicularis (human pinworm), 1050 nucleotides long. The record is from the annotation of a GenBank genome assembly. Lineage: Eukaryota; Metazoa; Nematoda; Chromadorea; Rhabditida; Oxyuridae.